CUCCCUCCGGGCGAAGCUGGGAAUUGGGUGGGAUUAUACGCAGCAGUCCCGCCGCCGCCGCUAGCAGAGCCCGGCUGGAUUGAAGAGGGCGGGGGUUCCCCUCCGUCAGCUGCGCCGAGCGCCCCUCGCCUGGUCCCUCGCCGCCUCGCUCGCCUCGCUCGCCUCGACGUCGGGCCGGGAGAAGCCGGCAGCUUCGGGAGCCUCCCGCCGAGGGCGCCGCGGUCCGCGCCCCACGCCCGCAGCCCCGGCCCGGCCUCGGCGGGGCGCCGCUCCCCUCCCCCUCCGGCGCACAGGGGGCCCCCGCCGGCUUCCGCCCUCCCGGGGCUGCGAGACCAGCCCCAGCGGACCCGCUGCCCGGAGAAGCUCCAGCCAUGGGCUCGGGGCGCGUGCCCGGGCUCUGCCUGCUAGUCCUACUGGUCCAUGCCCGCGCCGCCCAGCACAGCAAAGCUGCGCAAGAUGUGGAUGAGUGUGUGGAAGGGACAGACAACUGCCACAUCGACGCUAUCUGCCAGAACACCCCGCGGUCCUACAAGUGCAUCUGCAAGUCUGGCUACACAGGGGACGGCAAGCACUGCAAAGACGUGGAUGAGUGCGAGCGAGAGGACAAUGCAGGCUGUGUGCAUGACUGUGUCAACAUCCCUGGUAACUACAGAUGCACCUGCUAUGAUGGAUUCCACCUGGCACACGAUGGACACAACUGUCUGGAUGUGGAUGAGUGUGCUGAGGGCAAUGGUGGUUGUCAGCAGAGCUGUGUCAACAUGAUGGGCAGCUAUGAGUGUCACUGCCGAGAAGGCUUCUUCCUCAGCGACAACCAGCACACCUGCAUCCAGCGACCAGAAGGAAUGAACUGCAUGAACAAGAACCAUGGCUGUGCCCACAUUUGCCGGGAGACCCCCAAGGGGGGUAUCGCCUGUGAAUGCCGCCCUGGCUUUGAGCUCACCAAGAACCAGCGGGACUGUAAAUUGACAUGCAACUAUGGUAAUGGUGGCUGCCAGCACACAUGCGAUGACACAGAGCAGGGUCCCCGGUGCGGCUGCCAUGUCAAGUUUGUGCUCCAUACCGACGGGAAGACAUGCAUCGAGACCUGUGCUGUCAACAACGGGGGCUGCGACAGUAAGUGCCACGAUGCUGCGACUGGUGUCCACUGCAGCUGUCCUGUGGGCUUCAUGCUGCAGCCAGAUAGGAAGACCUGCAAAGACAUAGACGAGUGUCGUUUGAACAACGGGGGCUGUGACCACAUCUGCCGCAACACAGUAGGCAGCUUUGAAUGCAGCUGCAAGAAGGGCUAUAAGCUUCUCAUCAAUGAGAGGAACUGCCAGGAUAUAGACGAAUGCUCCUUUGAUCGAACCUGUGACCACAUGUGUGUCAAUACACCAGGAAGCUUCCAGUGUCUCUGUCACCGUGGCUACCUGCUAUAUGGUGUCACCCACUGUGGAGACGUGGAUGAAUGCAGCAUCAACGGGGGAGGCUGCCGAUUUGGCUGCAUCAACACUCCUGGCAGUUACCAGUGUACCUGUCCAGCAGGCCAGGGCCGACUACACUGGAAUGGCAAGGAUUGCACAGAGCCAGUGAAGUGUCAGGGCAGUUCUGGGGCCUCAAAAGCCAUGCUCAGCUGCAACCGAUCUGGCAAGAAGGACACCUGUGCCCUGACCUGUCCCUCCCGGGCCCGGUUUUUGCCAGAGUCCGAGAAUGGCUUCACGGUGAGCUGUGGUACCCCCAGUCCUAAGGCUGCGCCAGCCCGAGCUGGCCACCCUGGAAACAGCACCAACUCCAACCACUGUCAUGAGGCUGCAGUGCUGUCGGUUAAGCAGCGGGCCUCCUUCAAGAUCAAAGACGCCAAAUGCCGUUUGCACCUGCGAAACAAAGGCAAAAUGGAGGAGCCUGGCAGAAUCCUGGGGCCAGGUGGUGCCCCCUGCUCUGACUGCCAGGUCACCUUCAUUCACCUCAAGUGUGACUCCUCUCGGAAGGGCAAGGGUCGGCGGGCCCGGACCCCCCCAGGCAAGGAGGUCACCCGGCUCACCCUAGAACUGGAAGCAGAGGUCAGAGCUGAAGAAACUACAGCUGGCUGCGGGCUGCCUUGCCUUCGACAGCGGAUGGAAAGGCGAUUGAAAGGAUCCCUGAAGAUGCUCAGAAAGUCCAUCAACCAGGACCGCUUCCUGCUGCGCCUAGCGGGCCUCGACUAUGAACUAGCCCACAAGCCAGGCCCGGUAUCGGGGGAGAGAGCAGAGCUGGUGGAGGUCUGCAGGCCUGGGCAGCAUCGUGCUGGGACCAAGUGUGUCAGCUGCCCGCAGGGAACGUAUUACCACGGCCAGACGGAGCAGUGUGUGCCAUGCCCAGCGGGCACCUUCCAGGAGAGAGAAGGGCAGCUCUCCUGCGACCUUUGCCCUGGCAGUGAUGCCCACGGGCCUCUUGGAGCCACCAACAUCACCACGUGUGCAGGUCAGUGCCCACCUGGCCAACACUCUGUGGAUGGGUUCAAGCCCUGCCAGCCAUGCCCACGUGGCACCUACCAACCUGAAGCAGGACGGACCCUGUGCUUCCCAUGUGGUGGGGGCCUCACCACCAAGCAUGAGGGGGCCAUCUCCUUCCAAGAUUGUGAAACUAAGGUCCAGUGCUCCCCAGGGCACUACUACAACACCAGCAUCCAUCGUUGUAUCCGCUGUCCCAUGGGCUCCUAUCAGCCUGACUUCCGUCAGAACUUCUGCACCCGCUGUCCAGGAAACACCAGCACUGACUUUGAUGGCUCUACCAGUGUGACCCAGUGCAAGAAUCGACAGUGUGGUGGGGAGCUAGGUGAGUUCACUGGCUAUAUCGAGUCCCCCAACUACCCGGGCAACUACCCAGCCGGCGUGGAGUGCAUCUGGAACAUCAACCCCCCACCCAAGCGCAAGAUCCUUAUCGUGGUACCUGAGAUCUUCCUGCCAUCUGAGGACGAGUGUGGGGACGUCCUCGUCAUGAGAAAGAACUCAUCCCCAUCCUCCAUCACCACUUAUGAGACCUGCCAGACCUAUGAGCGCCCCAUUGCCUUCACCGCCCGGUCCAGGAAGCUUUGGAUCAACUUUAAGACAAGUGAGGCCAACAGUGCCCGUGGCUUCCAGAUUCCCUAUGUUACCUAUGAUGAAGACUACGAGCAGCUGGUAGAAGACAUUGUGCGGGAUGGCCGACUCUAUGCCUCUGAAAACCACCAGGAGAUCUUAAAGGACAAGAAGCUCAUCAAAGCCUUCUUUGAGGUGCUGGCCCACCCCCAGAACUACUUCAAGUACACAGAGAAACACAAGGAGAUGCUGCCAAAAUCCUUCAUCAAGCUGCUUCGCUCCAAAGUUUCCAGCUUCCUGAGGCCCUACAAAUAGUGCCUAUAGUCUAGAGACCCAGGUUUUUUAGCCCCCAGACUCCUUAACCCUCAGAGCCGGCAGCCCCUACCCUCAGACAAGGAACUCUCUCCUCUUUUUGGAGGAAAGUAUCACUAUACAGACCAGGCACUCUCCCUUUCUUUCUAGUUUCCUUCUCUCUCUCUCACUCACUACUGGUUUCUCUCUUCCUACAUGGUCACUGGAAAAGCCAUCCAGUGCUGGCUGUAUUCCCCAGAGGGGCGAAGGGACAGCACUGCCCCCUCCCUUGCCCAUUUUACCAGCUUACAUCCCUGGUCAGCUUGGAAGGGUGCUAAAAGCCCACUAAGGAAGUGGGUCUACUAGAGAAUGGGGAGGGGAAAGAGGGACUUCUGCCAUUACAAGGUUGUGCCUUGCUAGUCAGGAGCCAAAAUGUCCCCUGGCUGGGUUCCCCAGGGUGACUUUUAACAGCCCAGAGUCCUGCCAAAGAAGCCUUUGACCUACCAACUUAAUGCCAGCACCAGUCUGCUGAGGCACACAGUUGGAGCCCUGGCCACCCACACAGUUGGCUUUCUUGUCUAUACAGCUCCUCUUUCUUCCCCUACAUGUCUGACUGGGGUUGACUCCAUAAGCGUUUACAAAUGGCCCACACCACUGGGCUGGUGGACACCGGCUGACUGAGGGAAGCAGCAGGCAUUACCAAGUACGUUUUGAUGUGCUGCUGUGACUCUUGAGAGAAAGACUAUAGCUCUGCAGGACAGGAAGCAGGUUUUAAAGCAUUGCCAAAA
Messenger RNA from Marmota flaviventris (yellow-bellied marmot), 4114 nucleotides. It is a transcript of the gene Scube3, whose product is annotated as signal peptide, CUB domain and EGF like domain containing 3. Gene Ontology annotation, cellular component: cell surface. Gene Ontology annotation, biological process: signal transduction. The record is from RefSeq and is a predicted model, not a curated record. Gene Ontology annotation, molecular function: calcium ion binding. Lineage: Eukaryota; Metazoa; Chordata; Mammalia; Rodentia; Sciuridae.